This is a messenger RNA of Lepisosteus oculatus (spotted gar), 2179 nucleotides long. RefSeq names its product X-prolyl aminopeptidase (aminopeptidase P) 1, soluble (gene xpnpep1). Gene Ontology annotation, molecular function: metalloaminopeptidase activity. The record is from RefSeq and is a predicted model, not a curated record. NCBI's taxonomy places the organism in Eukaryota, Metazoa, Chordata, Actinopteri, Semionotiformes, Lepisosteidae.
AUGGGCUUCUAUGUCAUUGCUGAAAUGGCAGCUUCCAGAUGCAGAUAUUAACACACGGAACUACAGCGAUCCAAGCACAACAACUGCAACAAAGCAGGUGAAGGGAUGUCUCCCAAGAUUACGACUGAGCUGCUUCGGCAGCUGAGGCAAGCAAUGAGAAACAGCAGCUAUAUCGUUGAGCCCAUUCAAGCUUACAUAGUGCCAUCAGGGGAUGCACACCAGAGUGAAUACAUUGCGCCUUGUGACUGUAGACGUGAAUUUAUUUCUGGAUUUAAUGGGUCUGCAGGCACUGCAAUUAUCACGGAGCAUCAUGCAGCCAUGUGGACAGAUGGCCGUUACUUUUUACAAGCUGGACAGCAGAUGGACAGUAACUGGACACUAAUGAAGAUGGGUUUAAAGGAAACUCCAUCUCAGGAAGACUGGCUAAUAAGUGUUCUUCCUGAAAGCUCCAAAGUUGGUGUUGAUCCCUGGAUAAUAGCAGCAGAUCAGUGGAAAACCAUGUCUAAGGCAUUGACUAGUGCAGGACACACACUAGUUGCAGUUAAAGAAAAUCUCAUUGAUGCCAUUUGGGUAGAUCGGCCAGCAAGACCCAGUUCACCAUUAAUCCCUCUGGGAUUGAACUACACUGGUAUGACCUGGAAGGAUAAGGUUAUAGCACUGCGGACAAAAAUGUCUGAAAGAAGAAUUACCUGGUUUGUUGUAACAGCGCUUGAUGAAAUUGCAUGGCUUUUCAACCUUCGUGGUUCUGACAUCGAGUAUAAUCCAGUUUUUUUUGCUUAUGCCAUUGUUGGAAUGAGCUCCAUAAGGCUCUUCAUUGAUCAAAACCGAAUGGUAGAUCCAGCUGUCAGAGAGCACUUGCAUCUGGACCCCUCUUGUAAGACAGAGUACAGCAUCCAGAUUUCCCCCUACGAAUCUGUGUUUUCUGAGCUCCAGGCUAUCUGUGCCACUCUGGGCCCUAAAGACAAAGUCUGGAUCAGUGACAAAGCCAGCUGUGCCUUGACACAGGCCAUCCCAAAGGCCCACAGAUCCCCCAUCCCAUGCACACCAUUAUGCCUUGCCAAAGCAGUGAAGAAUUCUACUGAAAUAGAAGGAAUGAAAAUGGCACAUAUUAAAGAUGCUGUUGCACUCUGUGAGCUGUUUGCAUGGCUGGAAAAAGAGAUUCCAAAAGGCACAGUGACAGAAAUAUCAGCUGCUGACAAAGCUGAAGAACUUCGCAGUGAACAGAAAGAUUUUGUCGGCUUGAGUUUUCCAACAAUUUCAAGUGUGGGACCAAAUGCUGCUAUCAUUCAUUACACGCCACUCCCAGAAACCAACAGGACUCUUUCUUUAAAUGAGGUGUACCUCAUAGACUCUGGGGCUCAGUACAAAGAUGGAACUACAGACGUGACCAGAACCAUGCACUUUGGGACACCUUCAGCUUAUGAAAAGGAGUGUUUUACCUAUGUUCUGAAGGGACAUAUAGCAGUGAGUGCAGCUGUUUUUCCCAAUGGAACCAAAGGGCACCUCCUGGACUCCUUUGCCCGCUCAGCACUGUGGGAAUCUGGACUGGAUUACCUUCAUGGAACAGGGCAUGGAGUAGGAUGUUUCCUAAAUGUCCAUGAGGGACCUUGUGGAAUUAGUUACAAGACUUUUGCUGAUGAGCCUCUGGAAGCGGGAAUGAUCCUCAGUGAUGAACCUGGCUAUUAUGAAGAUGGAUCUUUUGGCAUGCGAAUUGAAAAUGUUGUACUGGUAGUUGCUGCCAAACCUAAGUAUAACUACAGAAACAGAGGCAGUCUUACUUUUGAACCAAUUACACUCGUCCCCAUUCAAGCCAAAAUGAUAAAUACGGACAUGCUUAUUCAGAAGGAGCGGGACUGGUUGAAUGACUACCACAGGCAAUGCAGAGAAGUGGUGGGGGCGGAACUUGAGAGGCAGGGUCGUAAGGAUGCUCUCGAGUGGCUGAUCAGAGAAACCAACCCAAUCGCCUAACAGCGCAGCCUGGAAAGGAAUAUCAACUGAUUAUUUAAUCAAACAAAAAUGUUCUCCGGAAGGAAAAUAUUCAACUAAAGGAUCCUUUUUUCUUUAUAUACAUGACAAUUCUUAAUCUUAUGCUGUAUACUUCUACAUGUUUUAUAAAAUACAUAAUAAGAAUGCUAUGUCAAUGAUUUUAAUAAUAUUAAAAAAAUCUUGCUUAAAGUUA